Molecule: messenger RNA, 330 nt
Organism: Vicia faba (fava bean)
Lineage: Eukaryota; Viridiplantae; Streptophyta; Magnoliopsida; Fabales; Fabaceae
Source: the annotation of a GenBank genome assembly
AUGGAUUCAAGGGAGGAUCCUAUGGAGGACAAUCUAACCCCCCGGGAAGAGACAAAGGAGGUCCAGAUCGGAUCCCUACUCUCAAAGAUCGCCUACCUAGGAACCAAUCUUUCACCAAAGGAAGAAUCAGAGAUAGUGGAUAUCUUGAAGAAAAACAUUGAUUUAUUCGCCUGGAAACCAUCUGACAUGCCCGACAUAGAUCCGAACAUUAUGUGUCAUCACUUGGUACUUGAUAUCGGGGUAAGGCCGGUAGCCCAACAUAAAAGGAAGGGUGGCGAGGAGAAAAGAAAAGCCAUAAUUAAAGAGGUAGAUAAGCUGAUGAAAGCAUGA